AUGGUAGAUAAAGACAGGGGUAAAUCAAAACAAUCCGAUAAUCCGAAAAAGAAAUUUAACGCCAAUGCUAUGAGAAGGCCCACUGGGGUCGUGAUAUCUGAUGAGCCCUCUCGAGUUAAUAUUUCAAAAAGAGCCUCAGUUUCAACUACUCACUCGACACACCAGUCACAUAAUGCCUCUAUUCAUGUGGCUCCACAAUCUGGUUAUACUAUAUCUACACCCACUGUGGUACCUAGUUCGGGUUACCAAACAUUGCAGGGCUAUUCACAUCUUGGUCGUGGAUCUAACAUACCAUCAGCUAGUGCUAGUCAGUGCAAUAGUUUGAAUACUAGUAGUGGAUCAAUUGGACUUUCCAAUCUUCAUAUUGAAUCCAAUGGCUCAGAGCCUAAUACUCCUACCACCCAGCACUCAGAUGCACAUGGUCCUCAGCCAGGCGAUAGAGACAAUUUUCGGAGACUCGUCAUCGAGCCAUUACGAUACAACUUACGUCCGGAUGUGGGUAUGGCAAAGAUUAUUUUAAAGUGCAUCGGAACUCACUAUAAUGGUGUGUAUCCAAAUUGGAGUUCGAUUCCACUUAACGUCCAAGGGCAGAUGUUCAAUGAAUUUAAGGAAAAAGAGUUGGGUAGGCCGGUAGCUGUACCAGAGAUGUUCAAGGUUACUCACGUCAAGAAGAGUACGAACCCCACAGAAGAAGAAAGAUGGAUUGAGUCACGUGCUCAAGAGACAUAUGAUAGGUAUAUACGAAUAUCUCAGGAAUAUUGUAGUACUCUACCUCUUGAGAGUCAGGACAGACCAUUUACACAAGAAGAAAACGAGAAUCUUUGGAAACAGAGUGUUGGUGAACCGAUUAGAGGUUCAGUCUACGGCUAUCCAGAAAAGGCGUAUCAGAAGAAGAAGUCUUGGUAUUGUGGUUCAUCAUCCUCAAGCUUUGAUGGUGGGGAUAGAGAGACAAUAUCUGCAAUGGAGAGUAAGAUAGCUUAUCUCAAUGCCGAGCUUGCUGCUGUAGCCGAAAGAGAGAAGAAGAGAGAAGAAAAAGAGAAGAAGAGAGAGGAGCAGAUUACGACAGCAAAGGAGGUAGAGAACAAGAGGUAUGCAGCGCUUCAGGCCCAACUAACUUUUCUUUUUGAAUCAGGAAAUAUUCUUCCUCCAUGUCCGGCUAGUAGUGAUAGAUCUGAUCAGGAGGGUGAUAAGAAUGAUAAGUCUGAUAAGGAAAGUGAGGGUGAUGAGAAUGGUAAGUCUGAUAAGGAGAGUGAGGGUGAUGAGGAGUAGUUGUAUCAAUUUGACAUUUUAGACUUUUAUAUUUUUGGAAUUGUUUAAUUUGAUCGUAUUUUAGUUUAUUUUGAAGUUGGAUGAAGUUUAUUUUGAAAUAGUUUAAUGUAUAUGUUGAAAAUAUUAUGUUGUUUUGGUUGGAUGAAGUUUAUUU
Molecule: messenger RNA, 1423 nt
Organism: Solanum stenotomum
Lineage: Eukaryota; Viridiplantae; Streptophyta; Magnoliopsida; Solanales; Solanaceae
Exons: 4
Coding region: 1-1269 (422 amino acids)
Source: RefSeq, a predicted model, not a curated record